GUCAAUGCAAAUCCAUGAUCUUUUAUUAAUAAUGAUGGUGCUUUCCGUUCAGCACCCUCGUACUAAUGUAUCUUGAUUAUAAAUAAGAUGUCCUCCAUGAAGGCUGCUACAGUUUCGAACAAAAUCAUCAAUAGGAAAAGAAAGAGGCAUAAUGUCGGAGACGCUGAAGACGUUGAAGAGGACGGUCCCUCGGAAGAUUUAGGGGACAGCUCAGACCGAUUGAAAGUUGCAAAAUCGGGGAGUCAUUUGGCAACCCAGCGCCAGAAAAGAAAGAAUCCAGAAAUUGAGUGUAAGAUCGAAUGGCCACAAGUCUUCAAGGAUCUAGACAAGACUCAUCGGGCUCUGAAUUUAGUCUUUACUUUCUGCUCUACGCGCAAGCAUUUGGCCACGACAUUUGAGACUAUCCGAUCUGCCGUCGAAUCAAAUACGAAGCGCAAGCUAACGAUUGAAGAUGUCGCAGCUAUCGUGGCGUUGCGACCAGAUGGCAUCAACUUCAGUUACGUGGAUGAGCUGAUGUUGCAGACGGACAUCAAGGGAGCAGAAAGAGACUCGACUUUCAAGUCUGGUAGAUCGAAAGAUAUUACUGUCCAGGGUCCCGCUCCUGACGCCUCUGUUGGCGGUUUCACUGGUUUGGAUGAACUCGGUAGCCACCAUCCCGAUGACUUGCCUCUUGGUGGUAGUGAGGUUUUAUACUUCGAGUUUGUCGACGGCGACCUUAAAAGACAAGUUCAGAACAAGAAAACUGGCGAGCCUAGCAAUCCCAACAGGAGACUUCGAGACGAAGAUUUGAAAAUGCCUGUUUACAGUCAGAAGCAAUUGACAACGUUGAUUGAAAAGCGUAACCAGAAGUUCACGAAUGCAGUGAGCUCCUUUAUAAACCGCUGCGUAGAUGAAAACCUAGACCCGGAAAUAAUACUUCGCCAAGAAGCUACACCAUACAUUCCCAUUCCUUCUGAAUCAGCAACUACUACUCCCAAGCCUGAGCCGAGUACUAUACCCAAGUCAAUACCCGAGGAGAGGAAGAGCAUCCCUGAAAUCAUCCAAGAACUUAAAGGUAACCCAUGGUAUACGGAUCAGAUAGUACCAGAUGGUCAUCGCGUAUUCGAAGCGCAAGAACCUGUUUUUGGCGAGCUCGAUUUUCUCCUAAGCCAGGACAUGGUAAAUGCUCUGUAUAAUGCGAAAGGAAUUACGCAAUUCUACGCCCACCAGGCUGAAGCAAUCAAUAAUCUCCAGGCCGGUCACCAUGUUGUGGUUUCGACCUCCACAAGCUCUGGCAAAUCUCUGAUUUAUCAGCUACCUGUUUUACAUGCAUUGGAGCAAAAUCCUAAUACUCGAGCGAUAUAUAUUUUCCCAACCAAGGCCCUAGCGCAAGAUCAGAAGAAGAGCUUGAGGGAUAUGCUGGCGUAUUUUACAGGGCUAGAAAACGUUCUCGUCGAGACGUUUGAUGGUGAUACACCUAUGAACGAAAGAAACCAAAUCCGCGACGAGGCUCGUGUCAUAUUUACAAACCCUGAUAUGCUUCACCUCACGAUACUACCCCAGGAGGAUAGAUGGCGGAGUUUUCUCCAGAACUUACGCUAUGUUGUCGUUGACGAACUACACUAUUAUAACGGUUUGAUGGGAUCACAUGUUGCAUUUAUCAUGAGACGGCUUCGACGGAUAUGUGCUGCAGUGGGAAACCGAAAGGUCAGGUUCAUAUCAUGCUCUGCCACCGUGGCAAACCCACAAGAACAUUUCAAGACAAUUUUUGGUAUCGACGAUGUGCAUUUGGUUGAUUUUGAUGGAUCCCCGUCCGGUCGAAAGGAGUUCUUGUGUUGGAAUACACCGUAUAAAGAUCCUAGUGAUCCGACAAGCGGCCGCGGCAAUGCUAUAGCCGAAUGCGCUCGAUUAUUCUGUCAAUUGAUUCUCCGUGGCGUUCGUGUAAUAGCGUUCUGUCGCGUAAGGAAACAGUGUGAGGAGCUUGUUACGGCAGCCAGAUCCGAAUUGGAGUCGUUAGGUCGUCCAGAAUGCAUGGCACGUGUAAUGGGGUACCGAGGGGGGUAUACGGCGCAAGACCGUCGAAGAAUCGAGAGUGAAAUGUUCGAGGGCAAACUAAUGGGCAUCAUUGCGACUACUGCUUUGGAACUGGGUGUUGAUAUUGGUACUCUGGAUUGUGUCAUCACACUGGGAUUCCCGUAUACCAUUGCGAAUUUGAGACAGCAGAGCGGGAGAGCUGGCAGGAGGAAUAAAGACUCGCUAUCUGUGCUUGUUGGAGAUUGCUUUCCGACCGACCAGCAUUAUAUGCAAAACCCGGACGAACUUUUCACCAAACCUAACUGCGAGCUUCAAGUCGACUUGAAUAACAUGCUGGUAUUAGAAGGUCAUAUUCAAUGUGCAGCAUACGAAAUGCCCAUCAAGCCUGUUGAAGAUGCUGUUUAUUUCGGCAAAGACCUCUCAAAGAUUGCAGAAGAGCGUCUGAUCAGGGAUGACCUGGGGUACUACCAUUGCCAUGACAGAUUUAGACCCAUGCCGUCCAAGUUCGUGGCGAUUAGAGAUACAGAAGACGAUCACUUCGCAAUUGUUGACAUAUCCCACGGGAAAAACAUCGUUCUUGAAGAAUUAGAAGCAUCAAGGGCUUUCUUCACCAUCUAUGAUGGUGCCAUCUUUCUACAUCAGGGCAACUCAUAUUUAGUGCGCGACUUCCAACCCGAAAGGAAGAUCGCGAAGGUAGAGAAGGUGAUGGUGGAAUGGACAACGCAACAACGGGACUUCACCGACGUAGAUCCGGUGGAAACGGAAGCCAUCCGUAAAAUUCCAGGCUCCCUCUCACGCGCCUUCCACGGCUCGAUACGCAUCACCCAGAACGUGUUCGGCUAUUUUAAAGUCGACAAGAAACGUCGCAUUCUCGACGCCGUUCAGGUCGAUAACCCUCCAAUUAUCCGCCAUAGCAAAGGCAUGUGGCUCGAUGUUCCGAAGCUGGCCCUCGAGAUCCUCGUCGACCGCCGUCUUCACGUGGCCGGCGCCAUACACGCCGCAGAACACGCCAUCAUCAGUAUGAUGCCUAAUUUUGUCAUAAGUCUGCCCGACGACGUCCGGACAGAAUGUAAGUCUGGGUUGAAGGAAUUCGCACGAAAGGAAACCUCGAGGAAGAGACCUGCUAGACUGACGUUCUAUGAUGCGAAGGGGGGAGCGAAUGGAACCGGUAUCAGCACCAAGGCGUUCGAAUUUAUUGACUUGCUCCUCGUCCAAGCGCUGGAGAGAGUCCAGCACUGCCAUUGUCAGACGGGCUGUCCGGAGUGUGUCUGUUCGGAAUUCUGCAAGGAGGCUAACGAGGUUAUGAGUAAGGCCGGAAGUGAAGUCAUUAUCAAAGCUCUGCUGAAUAUGGAAAUUGAUGUCGACGCCCUCCCUAUGGGACCAGAGGAUAUGAGCCCGGCUCUCAUUGAGACGGUGGUCUUGGCGAAACCGGUACCCUCACGGGGGAACAGAGCUGGAGAUGUAAUCAAAGUGGAAGACGAGGAAGAGGGGGAGGAUCGCGAUGUUAUUGUCGUCGAUUGAGUUGAUGAUUAAUUCCUAGGGGGGCGUGGCCCCUUUAACCUUGAUACCCAUACAGUUUUAUACCUUUACUGAGCUCAAGCAAGAGCUAUCACAGUUAGGGUUCUUACACCGCCGUGAUAUAUUAAUAAAAUAACCAUGGAUUCUAG
This is a messenger RNA of Annulohypoxylon truncatum, 3680 nucleotides long. Its product is annotated as P-loop containing nucleoside triphosphate hydrolase protein. Gene Ontology annotation, molecular function: nucleic acid binding; ATP binding. The coding region runs from base 88 to 3534 and encodes 1148 amino acids. The record is from RefSeq and is a predicted model, not a curated record. The transcript has 2 exons. NCBI's taxonomy places the organism in Eukaryota, Fungi, Ascomycota, Sordariomycetes, Xylariales, Hypoxylaceae.